AUUGCACCUUUAGUCAACUGCAGAGGACAAAAGUAGAAUAUUUCCUUUCUUGGAGCAUUAUGGAGUUUUCUGGAACAUUAGUUUUAGCAGUGCUGAUCUUUACGUUGCUGUGGCUGUUGAGACUUAAGAGUCGUAGACAGUAUUGUUUACCUCCUGGACCCCCUGCCUUCCCUAUCAUAGGAAACCUGCUGCAGCUGGACAAAAGAGCUCCAUUUAAAACUCUGCUUAAGCUCAGUGAAACCUAUGGCCCUGUGAUAACUGUGUACCUGGGCUAUAAGCGAGCUGUGGUUCUGGUGGGAUACGAUGCUGUAAAGGAAGCACUGGUGGAUCAAGGAGAUGACUUCACUGGCAGAGCACAGAUACCUCUCUUGGUCAAAGCUACCAAAGGCUAUGGUUUGGGGAUCAGUAAUGGAGAUCGCUGGCGUCAGUUGAGACGUUUCACCCUGACAACGCUAAGAGACUUUGGGAUGGGACGUAAAGGGAUGGAGGAGUGGAUCCAGGAGGAGAGCAAACACCUGAUCGCCCGCAUAAAUAGUACCAAAGCUGCACCUUUUGAUACCACAUACUUCUUGAGCAGCACCGUGUCCAACGUGAUCUGCUGCUUAGUGUUCGGUCAACGCUUCAGCUAUGACGACGAGCACUUCCUCUCCCUUCUGCAGAUCAUCUCAGAUUUGCCGCAAUUUGCCAGCAGACCCAGCGGUCAGUUGUAUAAUAUCUUCCCCUGGUUGAUGGAACUGCUGCCAGGUCAACACCAUACCUUUUUUGCCAAAGUUGAAAAGGUGAGAGGAUUCAUCAUGAAAAAGAUCCAGGAGCACCACAACACGUUGGACCCGAGCUGCCCAAGAGAUUACAUCGACUGCUUCCUCACCAAAUUAAAUCAGGAAAAGCACAUUCCCACAACAGAGUUCCACUAUGAAAACUUGGUGUCAACAGUGCUGAACCUGUUCCUGGUAGGAACAGAAACCACCAGCUCCACUCUCAGAUUUGCAAUAAAUGUUCUGGUUAGAUACCCCAAAAUACAAGAGAAAAUCCAGCAGGAGAUCGACACUGUGAUUGGACGGGAACGUUGUCCUUUCAUGGAAGACAGGAAGUCCCUUUCGUUCACAGAUGCAGUCAUUCAUGAAAUUCAGCGUUUUAUGGAUCUUGUCCCCAUGAAUGUCCCCCACCAUGCACUAGAGGACAUUUCUUUCAGGGGUUACACAAUUCCUGAGGAUACAAUAAUUAUACCUUUGUUGCACUCUGUGCUAAAAGGGGAAAAGCAUUGGGAAACUCCCUGGUCCUUCAACCCCCAGCAUUUCUUGGACCAGAAUGGCAACUUUAAGAAAAAUCCAGCAUUUCUGCCGUUCUCUGCAGGAAAGAGAUCUUGUGUGGGAGAGUCCCUCGCUCGCAUAGAGAUUUUCAUCUUCCUGGUGUCACUUCUGCAGCAGUUCACCUUUUCUUGCACCGGAGGACCCGACAGCAUAGACAUCAGUCCUGAGUACAGCAGCUUUCUUAAUGUGCCUCGCAGGUACCACGUCAUCGCCACACCACGGUGCUAACAGAUAUUUUACAGCAUAUGCCUGUGUCUUCAACCCUUAUUGCGUUUUUACGGGGUCCCAAAGAGGGCACACGUUGUCACACAAUUUCAAAAUGUAGAAACCAAAUGGCUAUCUGUGAUACUGUAGGUCCCUGGACUGCUCUAAUGAUCAUAAUUGAGUGAAAUUACAAACAAAUAAGCCUGAUCUAUGCUUACCAGCACAGCACAGUCAACUCUGCUGUCAUUCCUUUAAAUGGUGUUACUGGUUCUACAGCUCAUGUGCUUAGGAUUGAGCUCCUUUAAAGCACUUUAAAUUUAAAUUUUUCAUUUGCACUGUAUGUUCUAUUAACAAUUUUAAUGCUAAUCAUUAUUUUGUGCUGCACUCAUAUUUUAUAUUCUAUAGAGCUUUUUAUUUUCUUUCUCUCUUUCUAUUUUUCUGUACUUUGUUUUAUUUUUUAUUAUAAUUGGAUUCUUUUUUUUAACAGUAUGUUUUAAUGUUUCCAAUUUUUACUGUUCAAUGGUACUUUUUUUCUUUUUAUUAUAAUCAGGGUUUUUUUUUGUUUCCAAUUCUUACUGUUAAAUCAUCUGAUAUUUUGUUUUUAUGUAAAGCACAUUGAAUUGACCCUGUGUAUGAAAUGAGCUAUAUAUAGAAAGUUACCUUGACUUGCCUUACUGGUACUCCCAAUAAAAGACCUUAUGAAAAUCAA
Messenger RNA from Scomber japonicus (chub mackerel), 2223 nucleotides. RefSeq names its product cytochrome P450 2F5-like. Gene Ontology annotation, molecular function: iron ion binding; oxidoreductase activity, acting on paired donors, with incorporation or reduction of molecular oxygen, reduced flavin or flavoprotein as one donor, and incorporation of one atom of oxygen; heme binding. Gene Ontology annotation, cellular component: intracellular membrane-bounded organelle; cytoplasm. The transcript is spliced from 9 exons. Lineage: Eukaryota; Metazoa; Chordata; Actinopteri; Scombriformes; Scombridae. Gene Ontology annotation, biological process: xenobiotic metabolic process. The record is from RefSeq and is a predicted model, not a curated record. The coding region runs from base 60 to 1538 and encodes 492 amino acids.